Messenger RNA from Chondrus crispus (carragheen), 2205 nucleotides. RefSeq lists its product as hypothetical. The transcript has a single exon. Bases 1 to 2205 code for a protein of 734 amino acids. The record is from RefSeq and is a predicted model, not a curated record. Lineage: Eukaryota; Rhodophyta; Florideophyceae; Gigartinales; Gigartinaceae.
AUGGCUUCUUCUUCUUCUUCAACAGCGGAAACAGAUGACACAUCCUGGUACGGACCAAAGGCCUUACUCGAAAGGAAGUCCUCGUCAAAGGGGUCUAUCAGAGGCAGUGGACCUCUGGCCGCGCUCAAGCUGAGAAAAUCCCUUUCGCGCAAUACGGAAGGAGACGAUUCCAACCCGUGGUUUCAGGAGCGCUCUGACCCAAGCCCUUGCCCAGAUAUUUCAGACGAUGAGUCAGGUUUGUCUUUGGCUCAGGAAGCUGAAGGUGUGGGUAUUAAAUUCGAGAAAGUCAAGAGGAAACGUUUGAAGAGAAAGAUCGCCCGCCAAAUCUUCAGCAAAGAAAAAGAUGGCAAGAACGCAGUUGCAACGAAUCAGGGAAGUUCGAGCAGCCGGUCAUCACAAGAUAUAUUAGUGCCUCCAUCGCCUUCUAACGAUAGCCAGAAAACUACAUCAGAUGUGACGGUAGAAUCCAUUGUGAGCAGCGCUGUUCUAGAGAAAGAUCUUCGGAAAGCGCUUUCUGCCAAGAGGCGACUUGAGGAUGUACUGGAAAGGGCUUUAGUGCUGAGGGAACGGCCUCCAGAAGAUCUCUGCAGCCAAUUUUAUAAAUACCUGAGCUCAAGCACUGCUGUGGAACGGGGAGUAACAAUCAUUCUAAACGGCGGCUUCACGGCCUCGGCGGCUUCAAUGAAGUCAUCGUUUGCAGCCAUACCAAAACAUCGUGUUUACAGUGAGCUUCUCUCAUCGGCUUACGUAAAUGGCCCGUCCCGCCUGAGAAAGGCCGUUUUAAGUCAGACUAAGGCGAAAGCACAGAUCCUGACAUUCCUUACGCAAAACGCUGGAGACUUGGGGUCUAGAACAGAAACAUACUCGUUUAAGGUUCGCUGCUUGGUUAAAGUGUUGGCGGCAAUUUUGGCAGAGAGCCCAUCCGAUGUAACGGACUUUCUCUCCGGAAGCCAAGGCUGUUUGCAUUCCUUUGUCAGAUACCAAAUUCGUGUGGCAGAAGCUGCUGACUUUAUUUGUCAAUUGUGUGCGGCAAACGCCCUGUCGGAUGCACCAGGAGACGGACUUCGGUACGGAGCACCGAAUGCAGCUGGAAUCGCGUUGCUUCGGAAAGAAGGCAUUAGUGACUUGCUAGUUCGCGUUUUUGAGGAGUCGUGUGAGACAAGCGUGGCGGAAACAGAUAGUAGCGCACGUUGGCAACUGCAAGUAAUGUCAAUGGGAUGUCUGGUUGAACUCAGCAAGCGAUCUGUCGUUGUUCCAAAGUUUUCAAAGAACAAUUGUUCGUACAGCAACAAACACAUCAAGUCAUUGAAUGCAGCAUUGCAAAACAUUGAUUUGUUUCAAAACGUUGAGCGCGCUUCCCGGUUACUGCGGGCGGCGUUGAGCUGUGCAGAGAAGACCGGAAGAGGUAGUGGACAAGCAGAACAAGGCAAAGACUGUAAUGCCGGUGUGUGUGUGUUAUCUUCAGUAGCGGAGCUACUGGACAUGGUGUCGUCCGCAGGUGACUCAAAGUCAGUAGUCACGCGACGAACUGUUGGCAAGAUCAACACGAAAGAUCUGGAGCGAGUACUCUUGAGUCAAAUCGGGGUGCUUUGCAGGCUUCUGGACCAAGGGCACGAGGUUGAGGGGCGAGGAAGAUUGAGUCUUGAGAUUGUGAAAGUGUUUCGAAGCCUAUUCGAGUCGCGAUCAGAUGACACGCGAAUUGCGCUUGUGGAUGCAGGGGUCCCAGAAUGCGUGCUGCGGGCCGUCCGAAAGAACAAGCUAUGCAGCAUUCUGCACGGUUGCGUGGUGGAAUGCAUGGCGGUUUCGCUUCGUCGGGAAGAGAGCGGGCGGUUGCAUCACGAGUGGCUAAGGGCACUAAACAAAGUGGGAAUGCUAGAAGAAAUGGCGAGCGUUCUCGAAGGCAAGUGCGGGACCGACAAGAGCGAGCAGGAGGACGCAUGGAGCACCUACCGAAGCACGCUGGUAGACUUGGGUUUUGUCCUGUGCAUGUUUUCGCAAAAUUUGACUCGGGCUGCGUUUCGGCGGCUGUUUGAAAGCGAACAGCAGUACCAGACGUUCAUCGGAAAAAUAGAAGUGGGCUUGGGGAAGGUAGCAAACAGUAGAGAAGGGGCAUGUGGGGGGCCAAAGCCGGAAGGGGCAGUGGUAUCGGUACUUGCUAAUGCGGACGCGCUGGCGGCGAAGAUUAAUGAUGUGGAUGCAGUUUAA